AUGGAGAACUUCAUGCCCCAGUCGUAUUGGGAUCGUAUCAUGACGACCAACACGGUGCCUGAUACCCAACGCAAGCUGCUGCAGUCGCACCUCAUCGAGCACUUCCAGUCGACGUUGAACUUGCCUUACUUGUCCGAGCAAGACCAGCGUCUGAUCGUCCAUGCGACGGUAGCCAUCGUGUCGGACGCGAUGGGCAACACAAAGCUGAACGACAUCUUGGCGCAGGACGAGACGUCGGUGUCAUUGGCAACUAUCUUUAUUCGGGAGGCCAUGGGCAUCGACGACGUGGAAGCGCUGCGGAAGCAGUUGUCGAGCAUCAUCGAGCUGCCGAUUAUCCUGCCAGAGCCCGCGCUCAAGUGGGUGAUUAGCAAGGGCGUCGCGGCGUUGGUAGCCAUCUUGAACGACGCCCUGGACUUGUCGCUCGUGGAGUGCUUUGGGAAGGCGCGGACGCGACCGGUCGCAUCCGCCGCCGACUUCGAAGAGGUGCUGCGGCUGAAUGUGACGGGGCUUCUGGGCCACAACAUGAACCAGUUCGGCAUACUCGCGUUUGUGGAAGCGUUCGUCCUUGCGGGAAAUACAGAAUAG
Aphanomyces astaci is the source of this 585-nucleotide messenger RNA. RefSeq lists its product as hypothetical. The transcript is spliced from 2 exons. The coding region runs from base 1 to 585 and encodes 194 amino acids. Lineage: Eukaryota; Oomycota; Saprolegniomycetes; Saprolegniales; Verrucalvaceae. The record is from RefSeq and is a predicted model, not a curated record.